Messenger RNA from Triplophysa rosa, 1255 nucleotides. RefSeq lists its product as uncharacterized. The transcript is spliced from 7 exons. Lineage: Eukaryota; Metazoa; Chordata; Actinopteri; Cypriniformes; Nemacheilidae. The record is from RefSeq and is a predicted model, not a curated record. Bases 179 to 952 code for a protein of 257 amino acids.
AACUGGUGUCUGGUCAGCGGAUUCAAAUGUAAAUGAUCUAUCAGCUAUUACUGUUUUAUAUUCAUCACAGAAUCAUAGUUGAGUUCAGACAAUAUAGCUUUAUCAAAGACUUUGUCACGCCUGGUGAAACAUCAUUAGUCAGGAAAACUAAACUAAAGGGAAUUUGCUGAAAAAAGUCAUGGAGAGUCCAAAAGGAGUAGAAGUUGAACUGGAGGAGAUCAACACGGCUGAAGAGAAUAAAGAGAGUCGGAAGACAAAAGAGGAGGAGGAAGGGAAUAUAUACACCACUCUGAGUCAACCAUCUGAGCCUAUAUAUGGGAUGCCCUCUUCAACUCGUUCCUAUACAGUCAAUGAAGAUACUCAACGGAAAGUUCGCGUUUACCGCAUCAUUUCAUUGGUGCUUUUUGCCGUCUGCGUCCUGUUGCUGAUUGUGGUCCUCGUGCUGUUUGUAAAGUUGAUUGGGAAGCAGUCAUGUCAGACUGCAGAUCCGACUGACACAGCCCUGCAGGAAUGCAACCUAAUGAAAUGCAAAGAUAUCUACCAACAGUCAUUGUUUCAUGAAAGCCAGUGUCCGUGCCGUCAUGAUUGUGACAAGGGCUGGUCGAAGUUCGAGAACUCUUGUUAUUUCUUGUCUAAAGACCGCCUCUCUUGGCAUGAAAGCAGAAAAGAGUGUCAGAGAAGGGGAGGAGAUCUUGCCAGCAUUACUAAUGAACGUUUGCAGGGGUAUCUGACUACAAAUGGGAAUAUGUACUAUUGGAUUGGCCUCAAUCAAGUGGGCACAAAUCAAUGGAUGUGGAAUAACAACACUGUAUUGACAGUGAGAUAUUGGGGUCAAAAGUUGUCUAGUGGGGAUUGUGCUCUCCUGGCUGCAAAUGAAGCACCUGAACGGAGCUGGCACCAAUCUAUCUGCACAUUGUAUUUACAGUACAUCUGUCAGAUAACCAGAACUUAAGAGUUGCUUACGUAUACCAGCGAUCUCAGAAAUUUCAUGAAUCACUUUUAUUAUCUUAAUGUCAGAACUCUCAACAAUACGAAUCUCCUUUUUUAAGAAGUCUUGGCAGAAUAAGUGAGAGUAAAGCAGGCAAACACAAUUAAUACAGCUUUUUUCCUCAUUUACAAUGUGCAUUACAUACAUCUAGCAAGUUUAUUAUGAUAUAGUUUAUUCAAUUAGAAUUGAAUACAUUUUAAUUAUACAGACAGUUUGAACAGAUCCCAUUGUAACUAAAUCUUUUCAUUGUACUAAAAUAAAUGUUAU